Molecule: messenger RNA, 2576 nt
Organism: Zophobas morio
Lineage: Eukaryota; Metazoa; Arthropoda; Insecta; Coleoptera; Tenebrionidae
Gene: 5-HT2A
Product: 5-hydroxytryptamine (serotonin) receptor 2A
Exons: 9
Coding region: 464-2188 (574 amino acids)
Biological process (GO): chemical synaptic transmission; G protein-coupled receptor signaling pathway, coupled to cyclic nucleotide second messenger; serotonin receptor signaling pathway
Cellular component (GO): dendrite; plasma membrane
Molecular function (GO): neurotransmitter receptor activity; G protein-coupled serotonin receptor activity; serotonin binding
Source: RefSeq, a predicted model, not a curated record
CAAGGUUUGGACGUGGACGCACUCGCUCCGGGGGAAAAAACACGCGACGUGCGCGGAAAACUAACGAACAGCUGAAUUAAUUCCGCGAUUUUGUCGAAAAUGUGACCCCUGGCCGAACAGCCGACGAAAAGGCGAAAGUUUUCCAAUUAGGCGGGCCUGGACGAAAUUUCGAAAAAAUUUCUCUGUUUGGCUCUCACGUAUGCUGUUACGCCUGUCAUCUUAAAUUAAGAAUGUUUAUACAUACACGAUUUUCAGUUGCCUCUGAUACGUAUACUAUUACACUACAUCUAUCCCAACUGAUAUACGUGUCCUUGCAAAAAUGUUGAUGACGUCAUCGCAAUUUUUUUUUAAAUUCCCACUACAAAAAUGUAAUGAGAAAAAAACACAAUAGCCAUGCAGUCGUCAAGUUUCCGACAGCGAGGGAAUUCCAGGUCGCCGCUCCUUGAUGGCUCGCCGCUGAACCAUGCCGUCUCCCCCGUCGGACGACAUCUUCGAAUGCUUCGAGAACUCCACCCUGGCCACGACAUGCAACGUCAGCGCGCCGCUGCUCCUCGCGUGCACCGCCGACGCCGCCGACUUCGUCGACUUCUUCUGCGAGGCGCCCGACCUCAACGGCACCUUCUGCACCGCCUGCGACCUCAACGCCAGCCUGAGCGAGGCCGCCCUGACCAACGCCAGCCUGGGCGUCGACUUCGUCCUCCGGGUGGCCUCCAACUACUCCCAGUGCAGUGCAGUGAAUCGCAGUGGCGGCGUGUUCUGGACGUGCGAGGGGGCGGCGCCCGGGGGGCAGACGUGGGGCGCUAAUUACGACUGGAGUUUCUUGUUUGUGGUGGUGUUCAUUCUGGCGGGCGGUCUGGGCAACAUUCUGGUGUGUUUGGCGGUUAUUCUGGACAGGCGGCUGCAGAACGUCACGAACUACUUCCUGCUGUCGCUGGCCAUUGCGGAUCUGUUGGUCAGUUUGUUCGUGAUGCCGCUGGGGGCCAUUCCUGGGUUUCUCGGUAAGUGGCCGUUCGGCGUGGUCUGGUGUAACGUAUACGUCACGUGCGACGUCCUCGCCUGUUCCGCUUCCAUCAUGCACAUGUGUUUCAUCAGUCUCGGUCGUUAUCUAGGAAUUAGGAACCCUCUGAAGACGAGGCACAGCACCACCACGCGGACGGUGGUCGUGCGGAUCGCGCUAGCCUGGCUGCUCGCCAUGCUCGUCUCCAGCUCAAUCACCGUCUUAGGCAUAAUCGACAACAAGAACAUCAUGCCCAAGCCCGAGUGGUGCGAAAUCAACAACCGCGCCUUCUUCGUCUUCGGCUCGCUGGUCGCCUUCUACAUCCCCAUGGUGAUCAUGGUCGUGUCGUACGCCCUCACCGUCCAGCUCCUGCGGAAGAAGGCCCGCUUCGCCGCCGACCACCCCGAGAACGACCAGUUCCGGCGGCUCGGGGGCCGCUUCGGGCCCAAGGAGCGCACCCCGAUGUGGAGGACCGCCGGUUCCGGGGAGAGGUCCGCCAACAUCAGGAUAAGCACGUCGCACACGCAGCUCUCGUACGCCAACGGGGGCAGCGACGCCGGAUCGGUGCCGGGCAGCAGGAAGGACCAGAGCACGCAGACCCCCGAGAACAUCGCCAGGGAGACGAGGAACUGCAAACUCAGGUCGCUCAAGCUCCAGCUGAACAACGUGCCGUCGAAUUUGUCGAAUUUUAGACUGCUGGCGGGGCGAGUGAAGCGCAAGACGCUGGCGGCCAACAGCGUCGCCACCGAGCAGAAGGCCUCCAAAGUCCUGGGGUUGGUGUUCUUCACGUUCGUCCUCUGCUGGGCGCCGUUCUUCAUCCUCAACAUCAUCUUCGCCGCCUGUCCGGACUGCAAGGUUCCGGAGCACGUCGAAGUGGUUUGCUUGUGGCUGGGCUACGUCAGCUCGACGAUCAACCCCAUCAUCUACACCGUCUUCAACAAGACGUUUCGGGCGGCCUUCAUCAGGCUGCUGUUGUGCAGGUGUCAGAGGCUGUCGCGGCCGGUGCGGUACAGGUCGGUCAACGAGAACCGCGGAGCCGCCAGUCUCUGCACCCCGUCGGCCCUUCCUCUGGCCAUAAGUCUCCAGGGGACGCCGCUGCUCACGCCCGCCUCCACGGAAUCCUCGUACGUGCGCACGCCAUCGACGAACUUCCGAGAAAGAGACGAUUCGUACGACGACCACGACUGUUAGAGAAAAGACUUUUUGACUGUUGCAUCUUCGUUGUCUCCCUCAUCUCUCUCAAGUACUUAUUCGAAGUAGGUGUAGUAGGCUGCGAGCCGGACUACCGAUUUCAGAUUUAACCAAAGAUGUGUUGUAAAAUAUCAUUCGAUGUUGUUUAUUCUGUAGCUGUAUCGGUAUGGUACCAAUGACAAAAUGACAAUCUCUGUACUGGGACACAUUCCUGCGGAGGAUAUGUCCGUGACAAAGGGUUCCAGGACUCUUUCUGAACAAAUGUGAUGUUAGUUUGUAACAAUCGGCCAGUUGCAAUCAGCAAUAAUAGGUUAUAACCGAGAAAUUAAUUUUUUAAGACAUAAAACAAUCUUAUAUCUCGAUGUCAGAAAUAAAUGUAUUCGAAACA